Molecule: messenger RNA, 528 nt
Organism: Fulmarus glacialis (Northern fulmar)
Lineage: Eukaryota; Metazoa; Chordata; Aves; Procellariiformes; Procellariidae
Product: collagen alpha-1(VI) chain-like
Exons: 2
Coding region: 1-528 (175 amino acids)
Source: RefSeq, a predicted model, not a curated record
AUGGGGCAUCUGGCGGAGGAGCUGGUGACGCAACGGGGCCGGGCUGCGGCGCAGAAGGAGGAGAGCUUGGCCCCCAGGUCAUGCAGGGAUGGGCCAGCCGGGAGCACUGGGGACAGUGGGGAUGCUGGGGACACUGGGGACCAUGGAGAUGGAGGUGAUACAGGGGACUGUGGUGAUGCUGGGGACCGUGGAGAUGCAGGUGACCUUGGGGACACUGGUGACCCUGGGGAUUCUGGGGACACUGGUGAUGCCGGGGACUCUGGUGACACUGGGGACCUCGGGGAUGCCGGGGACCCCGGAGACCCUCGAGAUACUGGGGACGCUGGAAACCUCGGAGAUGCUGGUGACCCCAAAGACCCUGGUGACCCCAAGGAUGCAUCCGGUGACACUGGUGAUGCUGGUGAUCCCAGGGACCCUGGUGACCCCGGGGAUGCUGGUGACACUGGGGACCUUGGGGAUGCCGGAGACCCUCGGGCUGAUGGUGACGCUGGGGCCACUGGUGAUGCCGGGGACCCCAGGGAACCCUGA